AUGAAUUCGAAGUAUUUGUUUGCACAAAUUCAAAUGAUGAUCACAUUGUUCUUAUUUUGGUAUUCCUCACUCCCAAUUAUAUUCUAUGGGAGUUUCUUCAACUUCAAAGCAACUAAAUCGCAUAAAAAUGAUAAAAAGUUCAUGGAUGUCGUGUUACCUAUUGGAAUGUUUACACUCUACAUCAGUAUUAUGCUUUGUUUAACAAUAUAUUUUGUCAUUUACGGAUAUCAGCACAUAUCGGCAUAUGUGAUUUAUAUUCUUGGAAUAACUCCAUGUAUAUUGUAUAUAAUUCAAGGUGUUUUAGAUUCAUUUCUAAUAAAUACCUUGAAAGAUAGGUCCUCUUUCUUAAUUAUCCCGCUGGUAGCCCUUAUUAUAGGAAAUACAAUACUUCUUAUAGAACUACUUCUUAAUCAUUCUCAUAUUUGGCUAGUUAAAAUACCGAUAAUCAUCUCUAUCCUUACAAAGUCGUGCGUUUUGGCUACAUGCUUCUAUCAUAAGUAUCAUGCACGCAAUUUAGCGCCAGCUCCUCUAAUUGCGGAGGAGUCAUCCGAUGAUGAAUUUACCGAUAGCAAUAACGAAGCCCCUAAGCAAGCAAUUUAA
Molecule: messenger RNA, 600 nt
Organism: Trichomonas vaginalis G3
Lineage: Eukaryota; Parabasalia; Trichomonadida; Trichomonadidae
Exons: 1
Coding region: 1-600 (199 amino acids)
Source: RefSeq, a predicted model, not a curated record